AUCAACCUGCACAUGCCGCGGGAAGGAGUCAACAUGGCGUCCUUCGAGGGGUCGCCAAUCUUUUUCUUUACGAAUAUGGAAGCUCGGUCGAAGUAGCGCUUGGAAAAGUUACAUAAACUAAGAGGCCAUUAGUCUUUGUAAUAGAAAUUGACGAUGAUGUUUCAACAACCACCCCCACAGGGGCUAAAGUUCGCUCCAAAGCCAGCGACUUCAUCCACCGUUCAACCAGCUACAACUUCAGAAUCACAUGUACAAGAUGACAAAGGUUUUCGACAACCGAUCACUUUUGAUGGCAAGCGGAUGCGAAAAGCUGUUAUGCGUAAAACUGUCGAUUAUAACUCUUCCGUUGUUAAACAAAUUGAGGUACGAUGCCCUUUAGUUCCCGGUUUGUACCCAAAACGACGUUUACGUUCAGACAUGGCUAUAAACUCCUUUCGAAGGUUUUUCUUUCUGUCACGAAAUCACAGUUUUCACCUCGGGCCCUUUUAUUAUUAACUAAAAGGGUUUUGAAAUAGUUUUAUAUUCCGUCUGCCGCUUAACCUUUUUCAAUUAAAUAUUCUGAUCUUAGUAUAAAGGCGUAUUUCUCUCCUGCAGGGCUUGAGGAAUGCAUUUAAAGCUGUCAUCGAGUGCUUUACUUUUUUUUUCUAGUUGUGAACUGCAAUGAUUUCUACGUUUUGUUGGUGCCCCUUAGGAGGUGCAUUGAAUAAAUAAACGAGUGAAUGAAUGGAUAACCAGAAAUAUUAUCUAAAUCCAAAAAAGUAACGAAGGCUGCAAAUUUCAUCAGUGAUUGUCAGAAUUCGGUGCAAAGACAAAUACAAAAUUACAUGCAUAAUCAAUAUGCAUGCUUUUUUUGGCUGUGACAAUUUUGAAUGAUUGAUUGCUUUGAACAGCCUGCUGAUACCAAAUGGCUUUUAAUUUCUCGGGAAGCGGGGCUGCAUGAUAAAAACUGUGAUUGGUCUUAUUUUGCAAGAUCCAUAAAUCCAAUAAUUUUUGUGUUAACUAGAAAAAAAUCAAAUUGCUUUUAAAGCUCAUACAACUUAUUUGUCCAAGGAUGUUUGCGGUAUUAGUAAAUAAAGCCUUAAAAAUUCAUUUUCCUUAAAAAAAAAAGAUAGAGAAUGCUGAAACUUUAUAGAGUGCUUUAUUGGCCUUCUGCCAUGUCCUGUAUGGUGAAUUGAUAAAGAAUCACAGGUCUUGAUUCUAAGUAACAAACUAGUAAUUCAGAAAACCUGGCAAAUAUUUCCAAGUCUUAAAGUUGAUUAAAAUCCAAUACUGUAGUUUUUCUUUGCUUCCAAUUAAUAUGGUGUCGUAACCAUGAAAAACAAAUUCUAAUUGAUAUGCUGCUUCUCCAUUCAUAUCUUGAGAAAAAAAGCUUCGUUAGUAUUUUUGUUGGAUAGCAUAAUGCAAUAUUGAAAUAAGAUGGGUUAGGUCUAUGUUUUUCGUACUUAAAAGUUUUAGUUCAAGGUUUUUUGCUUUUUUCUCAGUAUAACAAAGAAUAUCAAACUGAUAUGCGCACUGUACUCACAGCUUUAUUAAUUACUCUUGCAUUGCAUAUGUUGCAGUUAAUUUUUAUUUCAGGUAAUUUUUAUUUUUCCUUUGUUUCAUAUUCAUUAGCAUACAUUACCAAACCCAAAAACCAAGUAAAAAUAAGAAUUAACUCCAACACAUAUCUUGGCCUUGUUUGUUAAAAGGCUUUUGAGAUGGAUAUAGGCUACUUCUGUUUAAAGCAAUAUUUAAACUUUUAAGAUGGAAUCCACUAAGAAAUUGAGUAAUUUUAGUGAUUCAGAAAUUCAAUUUUAACAUUCAUUUUCUAGGGCUCCCAUAAGAAAGUUUCUUUAUUACAGGUGACUAAUUACAUCUUUAGCCCUUGAAAAAUGUAAAAAAGAAUGCAAUAUUCUUAAAAUUACUCUGGUACAAGGGUUUUGUGCGCUGAAAAUUAAAAUUACUCAAUUGCCUGAUGGAUUCCGUCUUAAUUACUAUUUUUUCUAAUCCUCUUUGAGAGAUGGAUAUAGGAAUGACCAGUAUCCAAAGCUACGUUCAAAAAUGACUUUUUGGAUGAAACUUGUUCUGUUUUGUUUUCACAGAACAGAAAAUGGUUCAAGAAUUUGAGCAGGAGGAGUGGAAUGCAACCUGAUGAUUCUUUUUCUUCUGAUGUAAAUAGGAAAUUUUAGAAUCCUACUUAAUUUUUAGAUACAAAAUAAGAGACAGUUACAGUGGAACCUCAAUUUAAUGAGCCUCUGUGUAAUGAAAUCCUCAGUAUAACGAACGAUUUUCUUCAGCCAAAAUUACAAUAAAAUGUUUGGAACAGAACCUUGAUAUAAUGAACCUUGGUUUAACAAAAUCCUCAUUAUAACGAACACAAUCUAGAAACCCCAACGUAAAAUAUACCUUGAUAUAACAAAUAAAUGUCAACAUGUGACCAAAAGAUAGCUAAAGAUGAAUGUGAAACCGACCAGUGAGGAGAAAAUCUAUGUGUACAGUAGACAAGUUUUAAGUAGCUUUGUUGGCCGGUUCUUGUGUUUCUAGUGCCGAAGCUAUGUACAGCUCUGAACUUAGACAAUAGCUCUGUUUACAAAUGUUUAUAACAGAAACUGGUCAGAUCUGGAAAUGCUGGACAAGUUUCCCCAGUCGUUUGGCACUUCGUUAAAUCAAGAUUCCACUGUACUCGAGUUUCCACUCAAACCGAUCUUCACACUGUACCAAAUGCUGGUACAAAAUACCAAUUAAAAAAGAAGGAAGUGAUGAUUUCUAGAACAAAGAAUUUGAGUAACUGUUUUUUAUUUUCUAUCGUAAAAUUUGUUUAUCACUUUGCAUGUACAUUUGGCAUUUGCAUCAAGCAGUACUGCCACCAUGGAAAGCACAUAUAUUGUUUCUUUGUUAAUAAUCCCCAGUAGAGAGUUAUUUGGUUUGAUACCCCCUCCCCCACUUCCCAACAGAAAUUCUUGGUCAGGGUCUCACAUGGCUAUUAAAGGUUUGGUCUUUAGGUCUGAUCUCUCUUUUGAAAUUUCCAGUGAACCUACUUGAGGUAAUUAUGGGUAUUUUUUGGAGGCAUGAUGCAUUGGGUAAACAGAAUAUCAUGACGUAAUUAUAAUAAUCAUAGUUGGCAAUUCUGUCGUAUUACCACUGUGUGAUAUAAAUUCUGCCCAUUGAUUCAGAAACAUAUUAUAGAAGACCAGGAAAAAUGAAGUUGAAUUCCAGACUGUCCUUGACUUUGGACAGGUAGCUCUCAUACUUUGCUUGGCUUGGGCCAUUUGCUUGUCCAAGUUGAUAAGUUCAUUACAAGUUGACUUGCUUGAGUAAAUAACCUCAUUUGAGUGAGUGAGCGUUGAAAAGUUAUAUACUCAGUAUGAGUAAGAAAAUCUUCUUGUCCCAGACUACCAGACAGGAUUCUUUUGAAGCCUUAAAGGCUGAUAAAUAAUUUUGAGGACAAUUUAUGACAAUACUUUUCGGGUUUAAUUUCAGGCACCUCUUCUACUUUAAGUUUCAGACUGUAUCCCUGCUAGUUUUGUGUCUUUUGCCAAGCUGAGUUGAGUAAGUGAAACCCUGUGAGCAGAGGCCCUUCGAUCCUCCUAGAUAAGUCUAGGAAGAUCGAAGGGCCUCUGCUCGCAGGGAAAGUAAGUGAGUAACAGAAAGAAAAAUUUUACAAUUUAUUUCUUUUCAUUCUAGGUUUUUCCACCGGGAUGUCUCUUGGAUAAUCCAAUCAAUGCCGUGACAACAAAAUUUGUGAGGACUUCAACAAAUAAACUGAGAUGUCCCAUAUUUUGUGUUGCGGUUAGUACAGUCUACACAUUGUUUUUUUUUUGCGGAAGUACAGCAAAACCCUCCCUCCCAAAGGCAACUUCUGUAUCCCUGGGAUAAUACAUUUAAAUAACUUUGCUCAGCCUCAGUUUUUGGUUUUCUUUGCUGUGCAUUUAUGAGGAUUCAUUUGUUGGGAAAAGUUUUCUUAAAAAAUGCUGAGGAUCAUAAACUUAUUUUGAAGAAAGUACAAGUGUGCUAUGGUAUGAGAUUUUCAUUGGAUUUUUCUGGCACAUUUGUCUGAAUCACUAGCAGGCUCGUUUAGGUUUGGUUUGAAAGACCUCUUUCCCUUCCCUUGUACAAGCUGGGUGUCAAUAUUGUGUCUGACCAUUGAAAAUUGAUGAAAUCAUGAGUGGGACAAAAACCAUGUUUCUUCAUUGGUUGUAAUGGUAGGUAAUAGGACUGAGGUAAAUGUGUUAAGCAUUUAAGUUGUUGUUAGUGCACUUCUUUGGUUAAUAUCCUGUGUAUGACCUGUAUUGCAGUGGACUCCCGAGGGACGUCGUCUAGUAACAGGAGCAUCAAGUGGAGAGUUUACUUUGUGGAAUGGACUGACCUUUAAUUUUGAAACAAUAUUACAGGUAUGUACUUUACAACUGUACAUGUACAGUAAAUCCUCUAUUAAGCCCCCUCUUUGCACUUGUAUAUUUCAUCCAUGGUUUGGGGAGCUUAUGUUAUAGGGGGACUUAGUUUGAGAAGAUGGUGGUAUCAAUUGUCCAUAAAAACUAGACUGUUAAGUGGAAAAGCCCAAGUACAUGAAAUUGGGGCCAGAGAUUAGAAAUCUAACUUCUAGCAGCGAGCAAAUAAUAAAGGGGGAGUGAAGCAGGAGCUUGAAAGAGAGGGUAGGCUCAAUAGCUUUUUCCCCCCACCCCACAAAAGAAAAAAAAUUGAGGGGAACUUAAUAGAGGAUUUAACAGUGUGUACAAUUUCAAGCACUAGAUGUAAUAAUGGAUUUGUAAAAAUUUGCUCCUGGCAAAUAUGUUACAAAUACUGAGGAGUAAAUUUAUGGCAAAGACAGUAAAUGCCACAUUUGCAUACCAAAAAACUAGGGAGGGAGGGGGGGGGGUAAAUGACUAGACAAUAUGGCAUUUACUAUGUUUGCCACAUAUUUACUCCUUAUUAUUUAUAUCUCUGCAACAUAUUUGCAAGGAGCAUUUUUGUGCAAAUCCAUUUUUUUUGUCCCGUAACGGUACACAAUUCAGAUAGCGUUACAUUAGGAGGGGAUGUCACUAAGAUUUCCAGUUGCUGGUAAAUACAACAAAUAGGUGAGGAAUAAAAGAGCUAAGGAUUUCCUUUUGGUCUUCCCCUGCCCUCUGACUUAGCCAGUUCCACCUUCUUUGUCGCACCUCACAGCUUAUGUCAUUGAUGUCAGACAACUCAACCACUCCCUUGUUUGUCCUUCUCUGCUGCCAUCAUGUUUAGCUACAAUAUGUUUUCUGAUAGGCCUUCCUUAAAAUCCCUAAAAGUACAUUGUGAAUUAUUGUAGUUUGCAUGUCCCCAAAAUGGUGAAAAUUAUUUGUCCCCAGGCUCAUGACAGUCCAGUACGUGCAAUGGUUUGGAGUCACACUGAUACCUGGUUGCUGUCGUCAGAUCAUGCGGGAUUCAUAAAAUACUGGCAAUCAAACAUGAACAAUGUUUAUAUGUACGAAGCACACAAAGAGCCCAUCCGAGGAUUAAGGUUAGCGGCAAGGCAGCAAAAUGGACCAUUUUUAGCUGUUCUUAUUGGUAUAGUAGCUUUUAUAAAAGUUUUGUUAGACUUGCAUCAGUGCAUCCAAUGAAACUUGUUUUAUUUAGCAGUGAUGGCAGAAAAACUAAGUGCGGAAUAUUGCAAAGGUAACAAGCCAUCCUACAGGGUGUUGUUUGGGACCAGCAUGUUAUACUUGAAAUUCUGAAAGAAAGACAUUGUAAUACCCUGAAAUUUGUUACCACAAAAGUGUUGGUCUUUUUACAUUCAAACUGUAUCCUGUAGGAUGAGCACUCUAAAUUAAUUUUAUAUAAAAUAAUUUUUUCAUAUUUUAUUAUGUGGCUGUAGUAAAAUGCUUAAGGUCCAUUAAAAAAAAAAAGAAUGGCUUAAGCAGCUUUUAUGAUUAUAAUAAUAAUAAUAUAGCAGUAGAUUAAGAUGAUUUGAAUAAAGAGGGCAUGGCUUACAAAAUGAAAAAAUAAAACAUUUUUUAAAAAAUAAAAUAAACAAUGACAAUAAAGUGAUCACCCUUGACCCCUUCACCAAUAAACACAUUUUAAAAAUAAAAUGCCACAAGCUUUCCUUUGUAGGUUCCUUGCCCAUCCCGCAGGUUUAUGAAACGUUGACACCUUGCUGCAUUGUCCUUUUGAGCAUCCCACACUUGAGUGUCUGAACAAAGAAUUUUUUUUUUCAAUUUUAAAGUCUGUACAGGUGUCAGUACUCGUUUUUAAUAACCAACCAAUGCUGGUCUUAGAAUCCAUAGUCAGCUACAAAAUGUGUAUAGUGACAUCCAGAGAUGACAGUUCCAGCAUUCAGUGCUUUCUGUUCACUCUAGUUUUUGCCCCUUGCAUAAUUUUAGCGCUAAAAUAUGGUAAAGUUCUUAUUCAGACUGAUAAAAUCAGUGGAACAGCUUUUCAUGGCAUCAAAUCCUUCCCAAAAUUGUUAAACUUUUACAUAUUGACUGAAAAGUCCAUCUGUGUUACAGCGCACUGUCUCUUAUUCCACAUGUCUUUGUUUUCUAUGGCGAGAAAAAUAUUAAUAUUAUUUUUGCUGUUUUGGUCUGUACCAUCAGAGCAUCAACAGCAUAACUUUGUAAAGACUAUCUGGGCUUUAUUGAGAAGAGGGUUUUACCUUCUAUCACUAGACCUUUACGGUUUGUUCUCCUCUCAGAUUUUGCACUGUUAACCAGUGGUUCAUGCCAGUUAAGCAUCUGAGCCAGACAGUGGACAGUGCUUGUAGAUGAUCAUUUGAUACAAUACUCAUGACCGUGAAAAUGGAAAAAAAACACAGCACAACAUAGACGGCAAUUUGAGCUGAAGUAGACAUCUGAACACUGGUGGUAAACUGCACUCUAAUAAAACCCCUGAUGAUCACCAAACUCUAAAAUUUGUCAUUUUCUUCUAAUGAUUAUUGGAAGAGAAUAUUGUCAGGCCUUCUCUGGAUUGAAGAAUGACUUUAACUCACACUCCUUUCUUCUCAUGUACUAACAUUGCCUCUGAAUGUAAAAAUAUUUUGCAUGUGAACCAAUCAAGGUAGGUGUUGGGGUUAAACCAUGCAAUUAUAGUUAUUAAUUUAACAAAGUUACAUCAGUUUUCUGCAUGGCAGGAGGGAAGUCAUUAAUUUUGCUGACGCUUUGAAAGGUAUGCAAUAACUUACGAAUAGCCUCAUCCCACACUAACAGAUCUGUUUUCAUGAAAGUUAUCUGCCCUCUCUUUGUUCUCCCAAAAUGCAAAAUCCUAUCGUACAUUAAAAAAUUUUAGGUGAUGGACGUUUUUGAUUAAUUUGUCGACUUUGAGCUCCUCUAAACAUAGUUUUCCUUGCUUUCUGACAGUGAUACUCUCUAUAUAUUUUAUUUAUCAUCUUAUCUACUUAAAAAGACAAUCCAGCAGCCUAUUUUUCAUUUCAAGUGGUCUUUUCAUUUUCAUUAUCAAUGUAAGAGUUUGGGAAAUUCAGAAAGAAGAUGGAUAAUAUUUCAAUGGAGUGAAAAAAGCAAAAUGACAACAUGCCUUACUCCUGCACAACCAUCCCUUGUCACACAGGGUUUGAAUAUUUUCGUUGCUUAUCAAAUGUAUUUUGGAAGUUGGAUUUUUAAUACUUCCCCAUCCUUCUGACCAUGGUUUGUACUAUCUUAAAAUAAUUUUAGUAGUCGUCUUCAAAAGUCCUUGAAAAGUGAUUGAUUUCUUUAGAAGGUCUUGGCCACUCUGUUUUUGCUAAGGAAAAAUUUGGCUCAUCCUUGGUGUAAGAACCUGUAAAACUCAUGGGUAACAUAAGGCAAAGAAGUCAACUCAAUAGAGUGUGGGAAAAACAAGAGAUUCAAAACUUUAAAAAAGUUCAAUGAAUUAAAACAAAAAUAAGUGGUUGUUUAAACAGAAAGCAACAAUAUUUUAUUUUGGUUUCUUUAUUUCAAAUGCUAUUUCUGUGGAUGCAACUGCAAGUAAUGCCCAAUGACUGUUGUCAAAUUUGCAAAGUGUUAUGGAAAGUAGUAUAAAAUAAUGUGAACAACCAUGGCUGAAGAAGUAAAAAUUUUACAUGACUUCAUUGAGUGUUUUAGCCAGUGAGGUGUUCAAAAGGGGGUCAAAGAAAGUUGAGUUAUUGAAUAAAUCUUAGACCUUGAAAUCUGUAAUAUCCUUGAAAAGUUCUUGAAAAGUCCUUGACAUUUGUUUGUCUGUAGUUGUAUGAACCAUGAGUAAGAACCUUUCUGACUUGCUAUUACUAUGGACAAUUUUAGAACCACAGUAUUGCCCUGGGGAGGGGGUACUGCCUUAUUUGGCCUAAACGGCUAGGUACCGCUUAACAGGGAAUUUUUUGUUUUAAAAAUAUAUAUAUUGUCUGUAUUUUAACAUUGUCUCCUUUAGGGGUUCAAAAAAAGCUUGAGCCAUUCCCAGAAUGGUCUCCUUUAGGGGUUUAAUUCAAAAAGUCCGACGAGCACCCUUUCAUAUGUGGAGUCCCCCCGUCCGCCCCUCCCCCGCAGGGCUUAACCAGCAAUUUGACAGGAUCAGUAAAGGCCUCAGUAGUGCACCCAACACUCAAACUUCCCUGAGUGCCCCGCCAUCUUUAGUAUCACUUCCUACUUGCUUUUAACUCGUGAAUUUUUCUUACCAGUUUGUGUCAGGGGGAAGUUUUGGAAUCAAAGUGUUUCUUAAUAAUCGCUGUUGGGGAAUCAAACUUAUGGCAACUUUUUUUGACACAUUUGGAGUGUACUUAACCAUGUUAUCUCAUUGGAUGAUGCUUGGAGGGUACCCCCCCACUUAAAUUCACCCAUUGGGUUAUACUGUGUUUCAGGAAUUAAAUGGGAAACAAAUUAAAUGAAAAUGUUUAGUCGCGUUCGUCAGAACACAUCCUAAUCUGGUGUUCCUGUGGCACUAAGGUAGAAAUUUUGGAGCUAUCACUGGCGACUGCAAAUUAGCCGCGCCUAUCAAUUUUAUCAGGGGCACCUCGGCCGGGAAACUGGACUCGUUUCAACUCGAUUUUGUUUCUGUAAUUUUUCCAUAAGUGAUAAAUACGGAUCCGUCAUCAGUAAUUUAUUAUCUCUAGUUUUAUAAGAAACUGUUACUGUGUUAGUGCAGAAGUAGAAGACAAUCAACUUAAUUGAUAAAACUACUUCUUGAUGGUUUAAAAAGAAUUACUUGAGCUUUUGAGCAAAAGCCCUCUUUUGAGACCUAUCAAGGGAUUGUUAGUUGUGUGUGGUACAUAUAUCUUUAAUAUUAGUGGAGCAUUAUUGGUGAGGACACUUGCAUGUUUCCACCAUUCAGUUUAUAACCACACACAGUCCACAAUCGCUUGAUUCACUCUGCCCCAGGGGCAACCAAAUGCCUAGACUUUCUAAUUUUAUGUUGUCGACAAAAAUGAAAGCACUAUACAAAGCCAUUUUUUGAGAACAGGAAUUUCUUUACCUAGUCUUCAAAUUAUAAUUGAGAAGUGCAAAGGAGUUCUUCGAGCAGCAGUUUUGCUUUGAAAGUGAAAACUUUGUCUUCUUUUUUUCUUUACCUUAUUUGAUUUUUUCAGGGGGAGGAGGCUUUGUGCUCCUUUAAAGGCUCAAGGGGUGUCAAGAUUACAGAGAUUUCCUUUCAAUCAACACCCUUUUAGAGUGCAUGCUACUCUUGGCGUAACCAGCUUUUCAACUAAUUGUAGGCCUGGCUGAAUUUCAUUUCCACAUAUCCUGAAAAUUGCAUGCACGACUAGUACACACUAACCUCACCAAUGCUUUGAGCUCUUAAGCUUUUUAGCUCACCCCAACAACACGUAAUUUAUUACAAGCGCUAGAGUGAUCAAACCAAAAAUUUGUAGGCUCGGGCCUACGCGUCUAUGGGCUGACUCAACCCCUGCCUAACAAUGGGAUUGAAAGUUAAAAACCAGUGGGUUGUACAUGCAAAGAGAAUUUUGUGCAGCAAAAAAACAUCUAUCCCCUCCCUCUCUUGGUAUACCAAUGUAUAGUGUAAAGAACAAUAUGAAAGUGAACUAGAAUUUUUUAAAACAACACCAACAACUUAAAUCCAUUUUAGAGGUAUGGUCAUUUUGAAGAGCCAUAUUCCUUUUUGAAAUUUUUGAUUUUUUUCAUGAAAAUUGUAUACAGUUGAACCUCCAUUGAGUAUCCGCCAAUUAAAUGGCCAGUAAUCUAAGUCCAAUUUCGCUUGAUUUCGCCCUUAACCUUCUUUUGUUUCAAAGUGAAUAUUCACAAACAGAACAAAGGUUUUUUAAAUCGCAUUUUCAUUAAUGGCACGAAUAAAUGUCAAGAACUUUAUUGUAAGCUUUCUAUCAUUUUGUGACACCUUUUAUAUUUGAUAAACAUAAAUAUUGCAUGGCUACAUCAAAUUAGUGCAAAUUAUUAUCCUGAAAGGUAAGUUUUCUCAUUUAAGUUUUAUUUUGUCUCAUUGCAACUGGCCUGUGUAAACUAAAAUCAUCUCUUUGGAAAUACAGUUUGGUUAGUUUUACUUUUAACGAGUUUUGUUUUUUAUGGACUUCAAUGACUUCUAUCAGAAAAAUGUGAAUAUUUUUGGAUUUGCACCGUUUUGUAAAUUAUUAAAAGAGAGAAGCUGUACUGAGCAGGGGAACAGCAGUAAAAGAUAGAUACUGGGAAAAUCUUGACGUGGCAGCAGGGUGCAGAUUUGAGUCACGAAAAAAGUAUAAAUCAUGACGUUCAAAUGGCAAUACAAUCAAAGCCCAUUAAUACGGACACUGAAGGAGCCAUAGAAAGGGUCCGUAUUAACAGGUGUCCAUAUUAAGUGGGUUAAAUUUAGAGAAAAUAUAAGGGAUUUCCCCUGGGAUAAAGAAAACUGUCCUUAACAACGAGGUGUCCUGUUAUCUAAGCGGGUGUCUAUAAAGCGGGAAAAGGGGGUGUGACCUUAACGUGAUACCACAGGAUUUGAUCCCCAGGGGGAGUACUCUGGAUUUCAAGUGACGGGAUGACCAAAGAAUUUUUUUGAUUCCAGGAGUUUUUUGGGUAGGAAAAUUUGGCAGGUAUUUUUUGGGUGGCUUGAUUUUAGUAGGGAUUUUUGGGGGUAUUCAAAGCAAUCUGAAGAUUCAUGGUAGUGCCCACAUAUCCCAGCUAUGCGCUACAAACACAAUUAUUCAAUUUUUAAUUUAUUUUUGGUGUUAUAUCAUUAUUUUAAUGCUUUCUGGAAAAUUUAAAGGCCGGGGAAAUGAGCAUGGGAUUUUGGGGGGGUUAAUUUUUGAUCCAGGGAUUUUUUGGGCUUUGUUGGAAGACCAAGGGAUUUUGCCCCCCAUUCGAUCAUCCCCGUCAUUUGAAAUCCGGGGUAUCCCCCUGGGAUCUGAUCCACGUGCUCCCAACUUUAGCAUUAGAAAAGUUGACAAACUUAUUUCUAAAUCAGUUCUGUGUCAAAACAUCUUGCAUCAAGCUGUUCUCUUCAAGUGCAAAAUUCAGUUUUUAUAGGACUUUCUUACUGCAAAGGGAGGUCAGAGUUUAGAAUCAGAUUCACUCUGAUUUUCAAAUUAGCAUUAAAGCUGUUCAUUGUAAGGAUAAAGAAUACUCAUAACUAACAAUUAGUUUCUGCAUCAGACCAAAAAGUAACAAAAUCAAGGCAAUCAUUUUUAUUUGGCAUUUUAAUUUGGUCUCCUUGUACUACUCACAGUAAAACCAAGACAAAUGAUUAAUUAAAUCUUAAUAUAAAAGUUACAUGUUACCUGUUACCAUGAUUUGGUGCUAACUCGUAAGUGGCUGGCAUAGUGUUCACCAAGGCUUUUCAGUCUUGGUUUUCUUUUUCAACCAUUGGAGUGACACAACCCUGAUUAGGAGUUGAGGAAGAAAAUUUUUUAACUGUAGUCUGAUUUAGCUUACAGAGCUGAUGUCUUAUUGGGGGGAGGGUUAACGAUUUGACUACUAUAACUGAGGCCACCUAGACAAAGCUGACCAAUUGGAUUUAAGGAAAAUAACAAUACAUUCCGACAAAGUUAGUUGUCAAUCUUAAUCUAAAUAAACAGCAUGGAUAGAAAUCAACCAAUUACAACCUACAGAUGUGACCUUUUGAACCCGCUGAAGAAAGCUGAAAGAGGUCUGUUAGAGCAGUGGAUAACCAAGGCAAAACGCCUAACUUUCCAGUUAAAUUUUUGACUUGAGGUCAUGAUGUUAUUGCAAAGAGCCACAAUGGUAGUGAAGAAAUUGCUAGUAGAUGACAAAAAUAACAGCUUGUGUCAAACAAAUGUGUCUCCUUGGUGUUACAUGACUUGUUAAGUUUCAAAGGGAAAAACAUUGUCUCAUGAAACAUUUUGCUUUCUUGACAUCAAUAUUUAAUUUGUGCUUUGAGUAACUUUUUUGUUUUUUUUUACGAGCUGCUGAUUGCCCUGCAACUAACUUCAUGGAAUGUAUUGUUAUUUCCUGUAAUCUGAUUAGUCAACUUUGUCUAAGUGGCCCCCGUUACAAUAGCUGCACUGUAGUUUGCCAGUGUUCAGGUGUAACUUAGGUCCUGUAACUCAAACCCCAAAAACUAACUUGAAUACCUUCAGUCACACCAAAACCUGCAAAUAAACCCGCUAGUCAUCAAAAAUGUCAGCUGUCUGGCAUCUCUUCUCAGGACCCCCCACAGGUUAGGGGUGGAGACGCCUGACAUUUCAGACUAACCUGGUGGUAUCCUAGCCAGCUGAGUGCAGCAUAAAAUUAAUAUUCUACUUUGUCCGUCUCGCUUUAAAUGUGACGGAUAUACAGGGGAAGAUCUGUAGAUUUUUUUUUGGCACUUUCACACCAAUAAUACACUUCGUUUGCACCCCAUGUUUUUGCAUAUGUAUGGUUUUCAGUUUCUCCUGGGUAUUAUAAUCAUCCUGAGAGAAAGGAAAAACAGUUCUCAUGCUAAAUUUUGAGGGGUAAUCAGAGUUAUUAUGGGUGAUGUGAAAGGAGUUAAUUGACUUGGAGUCCGCAUACUUGUGAUCACUGUUAGAGCUCUUUUAUACGCCAAAUCAUUUCCAGCCUUUUUUAUGACUACUCUUUAUUUCUGGUAGGCUAGCCUACACAGAUCCUUAAAUGAGAUCCUUUAGUGGUAACAAUUUCAACUUAAAGCAAAUUGUCUUUAAACUAAGUAAUGUCUGAUGGGUUUGUUUAGGGGAGGGGGGUCAGAACCCGCUGUACUCUCUCUUUGGAGCCAUCACAUUCUACUUGACUAAGUAGCACUGAAAGUUGAAAGUUACAAGUUUAAAUUCAGUAAGUAAAUUAGAUUUUUAAAAAUAAUCUGACCUAUAAAGAGUUGUUGCUCUAAUAAAAUAAUUUUAUUUAUUCCAUUUUAUCAAUAAAUAGAUUACAGCUGCUUAGUACUCCUAACAAUACACCGUGCCACUUCUGAUACUGCCAUUAUUUGAUGGUAGAAUUUAAUAAAAUGUGUUUGUUUUUCAGCUUUUCCCCUACAGAUAACAAGUUUGCCUCUUGUUCAGAUGAUGGCUUGGUAAAAAUCUGGGAUUUCUACCGAUGCAGUGAGGAGAGAGUGCUAAGAGGUACAAUGUAACCCUGAACCUGUGUAAUCCUCUCCUUUACCAUCUAGGGUCACUAAGGCCCAAAAUCCGUCUUUGAAGAAUAGUCCUACCAAAGUUCUAUGAAAACGUGCGGAUUAGCAAAGGAUCUAAAUUUCAGAUUAUUGUACACAAUUCUUAAGACAUUUUCAUCCAGAAGAUUAGGUGAGCUGUAAAGGGGAACAGGAGAAUUCUUGGUGGAGGUGUGCUGCCUGGUUCUCCAAAUCCUGACCCUAUUUCAGACCAAAAAAUGUCAUUUUCCACACCUGUUUUCAGACCAGACUGGCUCUAAAAUCCAUACCCAUUUUCAGACCUGGCCUUAAGCCAGAAAUCAUGUCAUCAUUUCUUAGAUUAGAGUGUAAACAAAAAUUUCUUCAAAUGCAUUUCAAAUUCACAUAUUUCUUCUUUGUUCUUAUUUAUUUAAUAAAGUUGGAACAACAAUUACAUUCAUAUACCUGCCAACUCUCACACCUUAGGCGUGAGUCUCACGCCUGUGGGUUGAAAACUUCGAUCUCACGCCGGCUCAUGCUUGCGGGCCAUUAAUUUCUCACGCCUGAUUGAAAAAUGUGAAUUGUUGCCGUCUUGCUUAACACAAUUUCCAAAAAUGUGUUAACUCAGACCCAUGUAAGGAACGAAAACCAUGUGUAAAAUGAAUAAAUGACAAUACCUUCCUCGCGAUCUCUGAUUUUGUGGAUAAGCGUUUUCUCGAUAACUUCGCCUUCAGCAGACUUCGGACAUCUUCGGAAGACUUCGGAGUUCUUCGGGAAUCUUCGGAAAUGAUCGUGUCAUCUUCAAAAAUCCCAGCACUCCCAGGGUAAAAAUAUCACAGUUAUGUCUCAGAAAAAGUUGGCAGGUAUACAUUCAUACAGCCCUGUAGUUCCCUCGAAAACGAUACCCUAUUCCAGACCAAAAUGGGCAAAGUGUUCACUGGUUUUCAGACCAAAAAGGACCAAAAACCCUACCCUUUGGGGCGGCACAUACCUAUAUGACUUAUAUAAGGGAGUACACCCCCCCCCCCCGGCAUUAUAGAAGGAAUCCAUCAGGAUUCAGUGGACAAAAACCUUGUGCCAGAAUAAUUUAAAGAAUAUAGCAUUAUUUUUUACAUUUUUCAAGGGCUAUAGAUGUAACUAGUUGUCUGUAAUAACACCAAAGAAAAUUUCUAAUGAGAGCCGAGAAAAUAAGUGUCAAAUUUAACAAAAUGACAUCUGCAGUUGAAAUCUGUAGAAUUUUCCCUGUGUUUUCACAAUUCUUGUGAAAAUUGGCAUUUAUUUUCUUGUGCCGCUAUGAGAAAUAGUCUUUGGUGCUAUUACAGGUAACUAUUAUAUAUAUAGUCCUUGAAAAAUAUAAAAGAGAAUGUGAUAUUGUUUAAGUUAUUCUGGUACAAUGUUUUGUCCACUGAAAAUUAAAAUUGCUCAAUUUCCUGAUGGAUUCCAUCUUUAAAUCACAUUUAACAAAAUGUGUUGGUUUUUUAACCAUUCUUCUCAUGGUUGCUUUACCAAAGUGUAUGCACAAUGUCAAUGCCCUUUCAUCAUGGGGCGGGGGGCUAGUGUAUGUUUCUAGUGUGCAUUUAAUGUUGUUUUGUGUAUUGAGAAGAAAGGCUUGCCGUGGCGCAAUUCCAGUUCCAACCCAUAUUUGUGUUGUUUGUCCCCAUUUCAACUGUCUUAUGUCACUGUUUUAAGGUACACAUGUCAGAAUUUUUCCCUAUCAGGGCCUCAAUAUUGUGUCUGGGGUAAUGCAGUCAAAACAAAAUUCUUAAUUUUUGCUUAUUUUCAGGACAUGGAGCUGAUGUAAAAUGUGUGGACUGGCACCCAACUAAGAGUCUUGUAGUGUCUGGUAGCAAGGACAGUCAACAGCCAAUUAAACUCUGGGACCCUCGCACUGGCAGUGCACUGACAACCCUGUGAGUAUCUUACUGGAACUAAAUUUCAAAGGUGUUUGAUUUUGUGUUUUUCAUGAUUAUAAAAUAUAGCAAAAUUAAACCCACACAAAUCAAAAUCCUUGCAAAAUUUAAACAUGUGAAAUUUAAUACCCAUAUUGAAAAUUCAAAUCACAGCAAAAAAUGUUUAACAAAUAAUAAAAAUAACUUGUAUGGGAUAUGUGUUGGCAAAUACACAAAUUAUUACUAAAUGGUUUUACUGGUAUCUCCCGUUGUUAUAACGUUAAUCUGCAAAGUUCCAGUUUAUCUAAAAAUUUUAAAAAGUGUAGACUUUUUGAGAAAUAUAAGGAAGUUGGAAACACUUCAAUAGCAAAAUUUAAUGCCCUUUUUCACAUCCCCCUCACCCCCCCCCCCCCCCCCCAAAAUAUUAUCUUUCCAAAAUUGCAACAUUUCAGUAAUUCUUACUCUGUCAUUAAACACUAAACCCUUUCACUUUUUAUGUUUGGGGAAGAAAACAAUAAUAUUACAAAAGAUAUAACUUUCUUAUAUUUGUAAAAUCCUAAGAAAUUAACAGUAUUAUGCAAAAGCUCUGACAGAGAUGAUUCAUUUGAAUGAUCACACCAUAGGAUUUCACUCACAGACUUAACGUUAAAACCUAUACAUACUAAAGUAAUAACCAUGUGAAAGUACUGCUGAAGAGGUUUCAUUUCAAUGGUAACACCAUAGGAUUUCAUCCACAGACUCAAAAGUUAGAACCAUGUACUAAAUACCCUGGUAAAUUAUAGUAACUUGUGAAAGUACUGGUGAAGAGAUUUCAUGGAAUGGUAACACUAAAGGAUUUCAUCUACAGACUCAAAAGUGAGAACUAUGUACUAAAUGCCUCGGUAAAUAAUAGUAACUUGUGAAAGUACUGCUGAAGAGAUUUCAUUUGAAUGGUAACACAGUAGGAUUUUGUCCACACACUUAAUAGUCGAGUGACGAGUAUUCUUCUCAUAAUGUUGCUCUUCUUACCCCUUUUACCCUAGGCAUGCUCACAAGAGCACAGUUAUGCAGAUCAGAUGGAACCAAAAUGGAAACUGGCUAUUAACUGCAUCACGUGACCAUCUAUUAAAGCUGUUUGAUAUCCGUGCUAUGAAAGAAAUGCAAACAUUCCGAGGUCACAAGAGGGAGGCUACGGGUAAGUCCAAUUCACCCUUUAAAAAAGUGAAAAUGGGGGGCAAAUGGUCUAUUUGAGUUAAACCUGAAAUACCUAUGGCCACCUCUUUUUUACAAUGUCGCUGUUUUGUUCCUUCAAUUUCUUACUCAUUCACUUAAAAUUGUCCCAUUCCAGACCUCUCUAUGGAAAGUUCAGUGACAACAUUUUUUGGUAAAUUUUAUAGCCCCUUUAGCUUCAUAUGAUUACUUUUUGGCAUAUUUCAGUUUCUCCAAGGAGGGGGCAUUAGGAGUUUGUGCAUUUGAUCCGCAUCAAGGAUAUUAACCUCCACUGAAUCAACUGCUGCAACCCUUUUCCUUAGAUUUCAAGUUGCCAGAUAUAUGCAGUUAAUGGGUAGCUAGAGAAUGGAAAAGCUAGAAAGUUCUUCAGUUGGUUCUAUUUUCCUUUUUGUUUCCCCAUGAAAGUGGUCAGGGGUGAAGCUCAAAAUUAUAGCUGGGAAUCAGCCCCAGCUGCAGCCCUUAGUGUCAGCUCUAGUUGAUCCAAUGCAGGUUUUGUUUAUACCUUUAGUCACGUGCUUUUGCAGUCUUCAUCAAUUAAUUUUGGUACAUUUUUAUGCGAUGUUACAUUUUCCUGUUUGUUUUUGCAGUUUUUAGACCCUCCUUAUGCCGAGCCCUCUCCAAAGUUUUUUGUCACUGACUAGUGGAGAAUAAUCAUCCCUUUUUCUGCGCCUCUCUUCCAGUCAUACCCCUCACUUGAGAGUUCCACUUCUUAAUAAUUUGUAUUUAGCUAGUAGUGAAGUUAUGUUGCUUGGCAUGUCAAUUUAGUGUAUUUGGUUUUUUUUGUAGCAAUCAGCUGGCAUCCUAUUCAUGAGUCAUUGUUUGUAAGUGGUGGAUCAGAUGGUUCCAUGAUGUUCUGGGUUGUUGGGUGAGUACAGCAUUCACAGUUGUAAAACAGGAAAUCAGUGGUGGAUCCAGGGAGAGGGUCUGGGGGAUCCGGAACCCCCUCCCCCCAUGAGACCUGAUGCUUGUUUGAGACUGAAAUUCUUACAUGAUUGAAUGACAGGAUCGUAUAUCGCUUUUUAACUGGCUGAUUUUUUAGUGAAAUGCACACUGCAUUUUGCCACUAAACUAAAUUUCAGGGAUAUUCAAAAAUGUUUUUGGAUACCCUCCUCUGAUCUUGCAAUGAAAUAAUCUUUUUCCAAGAGUUUGUAAUGAAAACCAACUCCUUUGUACCUACUAUUAGGGUUUGAUUGAUUUUGCUGGAUGCUAUAAAUUAAAAGUGACAUUUUCAUUAGGACAUGAAUGAUCUUCCCAGUCAGUUCUGACAAAUGGAAAGUGCCCUAAGGCAACAGGGAUGAUUUUUUGCCUAUUCAAACUGGCACUAUUUGGGAAUUACAUGUUAUUUUGUUUUGUUGUUUUAUCAUUUAAGUGCUGAGAAAGAUGUAGGGAACAUGGAGAUGGCUCAUGAAGGAAUGGUCUGGAGUCUAGCAUGGCAUCCAUUAGGUCACAUACUGUGCUCUGGAUCUAAUGAUCACUCCAGGUAGAACAGCUUAUAUUGUAGUGCAAUCACACCACAAGUUAUUCAAGUGGAAAAGCGAUAUAUAGAGGUGCUAGAGCAUGCAUUGCUGGCAUGUUCCUGGACUUAGCAUUAAGUUAAGUUAAGUUUGCUAAGUCAGGAGCCUUUGAUGCACAUUAUUUUCAUAUGGUAGUGGGUCUUUUGAGGCAGGGUGUACCCCCGGAGGUACUCAACAAAUGUUUAUACGGGAAGGCUCCGCCCUGAGGUCCAACCGUUUACCCUUCAUAUACUAAUUUUCACGAAAAAGAUACCCCUUUUGUAUACUUUCUAUUGUACCCCUUUCACUUACCUUGUUUAGAACUUUGCAUCCCUUUUAACUGCUGUAAAUGCACUGUCUUUUAAAUAAGAAUCAAUCACAAAAAUAGUAUAUUUUCUCCACUUUAUAGAGGCAUAAAAUUCAUCUGUUAGCCCUUCUGGGCUCUUUCACAGGCCCAAAUGACAGAUUUUCCUACCCUUUUUUAUAUUCUUCAACCAGUGAAAUCCCUACCCUUUCAUAUACCUGAAGCCUGAAAAAGAUACCCCCUUUGGGCGAAGCCUCCCCUUAUGGCCAUCAUAGGGAGUACCCCCCCCCCCCAGCACGUACCACAGGUUUAGAAAGUUAACCAUCAUCAUUUUAUUAAUUAUAUCACAGCUUGAACUUAUUUUUAUCAUUGUCUUUUCAUCUGACAGUAAAUUUUGGACUCGUAAUCGACUGGGUGACAGAAUGAGGGAUAAAUACAAUUUAAAUAUUCUGGACACAGAGGAUGAUGCUGGUAAGUCAACAUUACAUCGUGGAAGUGGCAUCUCACUUAUAUCUCUUUCUUGGAGUUUUCAUUGAUGAGUUUGUCAUUUGGAGUGUAUGUAUGUGGGAGUCAGGAGUUUAAAAUUCAUGUUCUCUGGAUUACAGCUUUGUAACUUUAAGAUUUAUCAGUUUUGUAGAAAGAUAUCUUUCACAGUUAAAGAAGAGCGUGUUUUAAUUUUAUAGAAGGCCACAUGCUAAAAUAAUAAUAUUAUACUCUUCACUGUCACUUUUAAAAUCCCAUAAGACAAACUUUCUUUGAGAAAGAUGCUGCUAUUGUCUGUAAGUUAACUGCUUUUAACACAACAGCUCACCUAUGGUAGACAUCUUUGAGUCUCUGACCAGGAGAAAACCACCUUGGGUUAAUAGACCUCUUAAGCUUGUAUGUUUUCUCAGUGCAGUCCAUGUGAUCAUACUCUAGAGAGCAGGUUCAUUCUAAUUUCAUCUCUAUCCCAUGGGGGCGAUUUGCACCUAUGCAUAUCUAUCCAUGAUUUAUGAAAAGACAAAGGGGCAAACUUCCCUUAGACCUUCAUUGGAAAAACAACACAUACAAGCUAAAGAGAUGUAUUAAUUUGGUGAUGCAGGGUAAUGGUGUUAAUGCAAUUUUAUUGUUCUCAGAUGGUGACCACCCUCCUGUUGUUAGUACAGCUAUUCCAGGAAUGGACACUACAUUAAAUCCAGCUGAAGAUUUCCCAGACAUUGAUAGAUAUGACUUGGGAGAAAAAGGUUGGUCCAAAUCAAAGUUAGCUAUUGUGUGAAAGAGGAAGUCAGUGACCUUACAACAUAAAUGACUUUGCAAAAAACUGCAGCAAGCGAUUUUUUAACGGAGAGAGGGAGAUAUAAUCUCUUUUAAGAGCUUGGAAAAUGCAGACUCACUUAGGGAGCAUAUCCUUUGUGAGAGAAGCAAAUAGCAAUAUUUUUUGUGCUAAUCUGUACCUGGGCUCAGAAUAAAGCUUCUCGUUUUACAUAUGAAACAAGGACGGAAGUUACCUGCUUGUGCAAGAUUGAUUACUAAUCUUGGGCACUAGUUUUUUUUUUUUAAUUCUUACUAACUUAUGUACUGAAUUUCGUAUUAAUAAGGUAAAGGAGAGUGGUGUACUUAUUUUUUUACACUUCCUGUUACCUCUUCUCCCUUUCUACAGGGCCAUCGCUUGGAUUUGGUAAUUUACCAGCUAAAAAGACCACUCCUAUUCUUCCAAGGCAGUUAGAAUCACAAAAUCCUGGAUUCACUCUUCCUAACUUCAAAUCCAGUCCUUCAAUUCCAGGAUUAGGGUCUCUGGGGGAAAUAAACUCGGCUGCUGAAAAUGGGAAUUCAAUGCUUCGACCAGAUGCCCCUCCUUUUCAACCGGGGAGGCCCGGUGAAAGGAACCACAAAGGGCCUUUUGAUCCCCCUGCUCCUCAAAGACUUUUACAGCCUAAUAACUUUAAGCAAGAACCAGGACAAAGGCCUUUUGAUGGUCCUCAGAGGGAUCCAUUUGGUCAUGGGCAACUCCGAGGGGAUGGCAGAAGGCCAGGACCAGGGAGAGACUCUUGGGAUGAGCGCCGGGGCCCUCCUGGCGAUUUUAAACCUCCAAGCUGGCAUGACCAGGGCCCUAACAAUCUUGGACGUGGGAGAGAUUUCAGGGGCCCACCCGGGGAUAGGUUUAAUGGACCUCAGGGAAUCUUGGGUUCCCCACCAAGGAACCUAGAAAUAGACUCACGGCCUGGAUUGCUUGGACCUGCACCACAGCAACCCCAGCAACUUAUGCAGGGAUCUGGUGGACCACAGGCCGGCCCUAACUCACAAGGUGGUGCUCCAAGGGGAGAUGACUUCCCUUUUCAAGGUAUGUGGAUUACCACCAAUGCUAUUGGUUGAGGAAAGUGCCAGUUUCUUUAACAGCCGUAAAACGUCCGAGUUUCAAUGCUUUUGGUCUGUUCAAGUCAUUUCAAGUGAUGUGAAACCUUUGGUGCUCAUUUGGGCCCCAGUUUGCCUCUCUUCUUUCACCUCUUAGUCUGUGAUGUUUUAUGCAACCAAACUUCCUUACUUCUUCACUUCACUUUCACCUGAAAAUGAAAGGAUCACUACGAAUGCUAAACAGACAGACCCAACUAUGCGUCUCACUCGAACAGCAGCCAGUUAUAAACUGAAGUGAACUUUUACCAAAAUUCCAAUUUGAUUUUCAUGAUUUACUUUGAAUGGACCAGGUCCUUGUGUUUUUAUACAUUUGUAACGGUUGGGUCUUUUCAUUUCUAAAGUGUAGUUUAAACAGCAAUAAUUUUCGUGGAACACAGAUCCCUUCAAUAACAUCUUGCCCUGUCUUUUUUAAAGGUUCUGCGCCUAACAAGGAUCCCAGGCUUGACCAGGGGCCAUGGCGACCACCGCCCAAUGAACGUGAAGAGAACAGGAAUGAAUUGUCGCCGAGAUUUGACAUGGGAGAUAAUAACCAACGACAUCCUCAUGAUCUAAGUUCAAGAGGAUUUCGAAGAGGUCCCUCGAGGGGUCGUGGUCAUGACUCGCCUCCUCAUCAUGGUCCCGAUAUGCAAGGGUCCAAUCCAGGAGGCCAUCAUCCAUUUAUUCACAACCUUUCGUCGAGAGGUUUCAAGAGUAAUAACCCAGGAAGAAAUGAAAAUAGAGACCCGCGCUGGGGAGGACCUCCAGAUGAGCCGCCACAAGGCCGAAGGCCUGAUGAACAACAUGGUUAGAGAAUCCUUCGCGUUUCUUUUGUACAAGUUGUGUUUCUUGGCAUGGCCUGCGAGCUAGCUCUCCUAUUUGAGCAAGCGAAGCGAGCCUCGCGAGAACGCGCGAGCGAGGGGCCGAGGAAAGGAGGCUCCCGCUCCCUCGCGCGUUCUCGCGAGACUCGUUUCACUCGCCCAAAUAUUAGAGCUUGCUCGCAGGCAAUUCUUGGCAUCGCUGUUGCAGAUAGCUGUUCUUGCUAGUUCCUGAAAUUGUAGUUUUUAAUAGGUCGGCGCGGAAUGAAUGAAUACUUGUAGUAUGUACAAAAUGCUCCUUUAUAGGUAUGGAGAAGAUAUCCAAAAAAAUAAUCAGGGCGCACUAACCGUAAUAAUGCAAAAGGGGCACACAACGACUGUUUCCUCCUAAAUACAUUGAAACACUUUCUCUAGGAAUGCAUUCUAAGCGGCCCUAUAAAAUUUGUAUCUGUUCUGUCAUCCUAGGGGAACUUGAGUCUUUUCUAAAUUUAAGGGCCUCAGUAUUAUUUUCCCGAAAAUUUUAGAUGCAAUUUAACGUAUUACGAAAGUAAGGAUUUUUCUGAUUCCUCUCCCCAUCACAGUUUUGAAUCCGAAAAUCUUAGGUUUCCUUUUUGCUACCAAAAAAACCCUAACCUGAACAGUCAAAUGUGAAAAAUUGAUCUUCAGAAGAUUGUAGGGAAUUAAUUAGAUAUAAGAUGGAAUGGGAUGGUCAUCUAGAAAUUUUUAGCUGUCCUCAAGUAAUGGAAAAUUCUAGGCAAUAUUUGGUUCUCCGAACAGAUAUUUUACGGAAAACAGUCGUUGGGUGCCCGCGAUAAUAUCUCAGUGAUUUUUGCAGAUACAGCAUUUAAGCUUGAAAAAGUUAGCCCGGUUUUUUCAAAGUUUCAUUAUACGUCUAUUCUUAUCAUCCAUAGCAACAGACGACAAGAAACAGGUUCAAUGCCUAAAUAUACUAUUUUAAAAAUAGCAAAAUUGGACCAUUAUCUUGGAAAUCAAUUUUAGCUUUUUAGAAAGAUAGCAAAUAGCCAGACAAAUUAGCUCCUUUAAGAUGCAGUUUACCCGUAUAUACGAGUACGGGCGCGGGUAAUCAACCGUUCACGUUAACUGAGCGGUGUCUCUUAAGGUCUCGAUAAGUUAGUCUAAUGUGCUUGUUGAGAAAAUGGCUUUCUAGAGGCAAGAAGCUUUGUCACGUAACUCUUUUACUAGGAGAGGCUUCGUAAGAGUUGAGCCACACUAUACAGCAUCUGCAAUCUCUGUUUUGAACUUCAUUCAGGUCUCUUCGAAAGGCGUGAUAGCUGGGGAACACCUCAACACCCCCAUGAUCCUCGAGGGCCACCACCGAGAGACGAACCACGUGAUCCACGCAUGAUGAGAGGCCCAGGCCCGCCGCCGCCACCUGAAACAAACGAGAAUAAACCAGCUAUACGUCCCCUAAUGAGUCUCAGUCCCCCGCCGCUGCCUAUAGGACAGGCAGGGUUUGAUUUCGGUCUUGAUGAUGAUUCAUGGAAAGGGACUCCUGACAGGCGAGGCAGGAAGCGGUCAGGGGAACAAGAGGGAUUUAGGGACGGUGACAGGGGGCCUCCUAAGGCUAUACGACCCGAAGAUGACUGGAGACGGGGGCCAGGUAAGAACUUAAUACAAGUUAGGGGAACUUUCCACCCCUUAGCUCCUGUACAACCACCCCUCCUCUCUUCCCCCAUUUUUUUUUUUUGAGGGAAGGGGGGAUGCUGAACACUGCCUAUAAACCUUCAACCUUUCAAACAAUUUAUAAUCGAUUUAAAUUUCACUGAAAGAGAUUAUGAUGUCAUUUCCGACAGUCAUAGUGAACGCAGCUAAUUCAGUAAAGCCCUCGAAAACCUUAGAAUGUACAGAAACAUUGUUAAUAGCUCAAGUUCGUAUCAAUCGAUCUUUCUAACACAAAUGUGACAACUAAUUACGGACACGUAAAUGAGAACGUGGUACAAAACCGCCAUGCUAGAGAGCAAAAGUCGCACUGGGACAAGACAAACAAGGGAAAUUACCAUUUAAAGUUAUGUAUGCCUUUUGUCUCAGUGUCUGGUCGCGGUGCGACUUUUGCUCUCCAGCAUGGCGGUUUUGUACCACGUGAAUGGCCUAUUAAAAUGCAGAGGGUCGUACAAUGGGAAAAAGAACUUGCUCGAUCCCGAGGGGAAAAGGUUUUGUUUUCCGUGGUGAUAUGGCAGCCACUGUUACUUUAUUCAUUUCGACUUCUUUCAAAGUUCCACUUAGGAGUAUUGAUCGUGGGUUUGUCUCUCUUUUUCUAUCUGAUAGAUCAAGGUCCCCCGGAAGGUUGGAGAGGACCAGAGGAUAAUUUUGAAGAUGGGCCCUGGCAUGACGAUGAAAGAGGGCCCUACCCACCAGGAGACAGCCCCAUGAGGGGGAGAGGAAAACCACGAGGAGGGAGGAGAGGGCGGGGAGUAAGGAGAUGACAUCAGCCGUUCCCUUCUCGCCGAUGUGGAAAAUUAUCCUAUUCAGUUGGGAUAAGUAAUGUCCCGCAGAUGCCUACAGGAAUACAUACAAGCCAUAAGCAUAUGCAUGCAUUAUUGCGUUGCAUCUUACGCAAUCUUCAAGUAUUUAGGAAAACGUGAAGAGACACUGUGUUUCCUGCGAAGACGUUUUCGUCGUCAGUGGUCACAUGAUAGAACCUUUAGAUUCUAAGACGAGAACGAGUACGAGUACGAGAUUUUGUCGUUAUUCUACUACGAUUUUUAGCGAAAAUGUCGUGUUGGCGGAAGCGAACGGUCAAAUGUUUGGAGGUUUGUUAUUUUGCGAUCGUGAGAGGGCUUAACCUCCUUCAAUAAAAAUACCGUAAAAUUCCGAAAAUAAGCCCUCCUUGUAUAAGCCCCUCCAAGUAUAAGCCCCCCAAACUCGUAACGCCAAAAACCCUCCGUUACAUGGCCCCUUCGAAUAUAAGCCCCCCCGGGGGGGGGGGGCUUGUACUUGGAAAUUGCCCUCAAAUACAAAGUAAAAAAAAGCAGAAACGGUAAAUUUUCUUCCAACUAAAAGCUAGCCCAAUCAAUUUUGAAACGCAAAUUUCCCUCCGUACAUGAGCCCCUCCGAAUAUAAGCCCCUCAAAAAGGGCCUUUGAAAUAUAUAAGCCCCGGGGCUUAUUUUCGGAAUUUUACGGUAUCGGUGCUGACUUUUUUUUGGGGGGGGGGGGAAGCACAAUGAAACUUUUCGUUGUGCAUAUUUUUCAACAAUACGCGAAAAAAAAUUUAGUUAAAUUUUUGUACCCGUACUCGUCCUCAUCUUUGACUCUAAAGGUCUCUAUUAACUGUGAACGGUACUGGACCACGUGGAGGUCCUAUGUGCCACCUCUCAGUUUGAACAAUUAUGCCAUAAAAAAAACUAUAGUCAUUUUACAUUAAUUAAGUUUUGAUAUUGUAAAUUAUUUGUAUCUUGGUUGCAGUUUGCCAUCGCAUAUGUCUGGUUUUCUUGGUUUUUUAACAGCCUCAUAACGUUUUGUUUUCAAGGCUUUUAUUUCAGCUACAGCAUGGUUGAUAAAAAAAAUUGUGUUCAUCUUUUCUCGGAAAGGACAGCGCGGAAAGAUAUUUGGGGACCUGGAUAGAAGGGUAUCUUGAAGUCUACUUGGAAAAUAUCAAAUCUGCCUAUUCUAGGUAGUUUCUCGGUGAUGUGGGGGGUAUUGAUCACUACAUGCCGUAAUAUUAAGAAAAUAGGCCAUUUCCGAGUUCCCCCGGGCCUCUGUUUCAAAACGAGGGUAGGUGCGCAGCCUUUGAUAUGGAAAUCAUUUUUCAUUCUCAUGCAAAUAAAACUCAUUUUCACUAGAAAGGUUAUGCACCUAGCCUCAUUUUGAAAGUGAGGGUUUUUGGAACUCGGAAGUGGCCUAUUGAAAAGACACUUCACAAUAACCUGAAAACCCAGAGUACAACACAAGGGCAGUGAUUUAUUACCAAUUAAGACUGGUGAAACUUGAUUUUAAGUUGUAUUCUUUUGCGAGGAACAGUUAAGGAACUAACAUGUCACCGCUUUGGUUAUAUUAUAGAGUGUGUUCCGCAAUAGGCCACUUCCAAGUUCCAAAUCACCUCACUGUCAAAAUAAGGCGAAGUGCACAACUCGUCUCGGGAAAAUGAGUUUUAUUUACAUGAGAUUGAAAAUUUAUUCCCAUAUCAAAGGCUGAGCACGUAACCUCGUUUUGAUACAGAGUUCCGGGGGAACUCGGAAAUGGCCUUUUAUUUCUGGUGUCGUUGGUGGGGACACGGCGGUCAGCUAUUGGCCAUUCCCUCGUUCCCUGAUUAUACUCCCAGAAUUCUUUUCGAAAUUACACCCGCCCAGUUUCUCGUCUCUUCUAAAAGUGACGAGUUAUGAUGGGAAGUUUCCACAACACCAAGAAAACCCCCGUUUUUACAGUAAAACCUAGUGAUGAGAAUUUGUUGUGCAUCAUAAUAGGACUACUACAUUGUAUUCAGCCGGGGGAGAAUGUGGUAUCCUCCUAUACUCGAGUGAACGCAGACACAGAAAGUGGGUGAUAAUCGGGGCAAACACCGAUACAACUGAGAAGUUUUUGUGUCAUAAAGGCUGGAGCAUUUUGAGA
Messenger RNA from Porites lobata, 26057 nucleotides. The record is from the annotation of a GenBank genome assembly. Lineage: Eukaryota; Metazoa; Cnidaria; Anthozoa; Scleractinia; Poritidae.